Mobula hypostoma (lesser devil ray) is the source of this 5961-nucleotide messenger RNA. RefSeq names its product lysophosphatidylglycerol acyltransferase 1 (gene lpgat1). Gene Ontology annotation, cellular component: endomembrane system; endoplasmic reticulum. NCBI's taxonomy places the organism in Eukaryota, Metazoa, Chordata, Chondrichthyes, Myliobatiformes, Myliobatidae. Bases 551 to 1660 code for a protein of 369 amino acids. Gene Ontology annotation, molecular function: acyltransferase activity. Gene Ontology annotation, biological process: phosphatidylinositol acyl-chain remodeling. The record is from RefSeq and is a predicted model, not a curated record. The transcript is spliced from 9 exons.
CGUAUUGGUUUUCACCGUGACUGGCAUUACUUGAUGCUAAUUGCUCCCGUAGACCUGCGGUGUUCCGUUUGCGAGGACAGAAUAAGUUGCUCCAGAUGGCAGUGGCCUUGGAGUUUAUAAUUUUUUUUUAGAUUUAGACGUACUCAGUUCCUCCCGUGCUCUCCUCCUUUGUGCCCGAACACGGCUCGGAGGCACGCCUGACGUCGCGCGUAUUGCGUGCAGAGAGAGGUGGGGCAUGCGGCUAUGGCUGCUUACGUGAAGGCCGGGGAGACAAGGAGAACGUUCUGAGAGUGGAAUGUCUCGGGGUUCGAGGUUCGGGAACGUGGAGCGGAUAUGAGUAAGGAAACCAGCUUCUUGGCCCUGUGGCUCCAGGCAGCCGCUGCUUAUCCUCGUUAUAUCUAUGAGUAACAGCCCAGGCGAUCAGUCCAUGAACCCCCAGCUACCACAAUAGUAACCGUCCGGCGUCCUUUCUGUUUCCUUCAUCUAUCUCAAACCAAUUUACAUAUACUGGUCCACAAACAACAUAGGGCCGGACAGCAACAGUAGAAGCAUGGCAAUAACUCAGAAAGAAAUACUGUAUAGCAGCUGGAUAUUGGUGAAAGGGACAAUCCGAUUUGCAUUUAUGGUCAUCAACAAUUUGGUUGCCAUUCCAUCCUAUGUUUUGUAUUUAUUAGCCCUUCAGCCUCUGAAAUUACUAAACAGUAAACUGUUCUGGCGUAUAGAAGGAAUAAUGUUCAAAUGGCUACUGGCUAUGGUGUCUUCCUGGGGCUGGACAGCAGGAUACACAGUGGUUGAAUGGGGAGAUGAUGUAAAAGCAGUUACCGAAGAUGAAGCGGUAGUCUUGGUGAACCAUCAGGCGACAGGUGAUGUCUGCACCCUCAUGAUGUGCCUGCAAGACAAAGGAACGGUAGUUUGCCACAUGAUGUGGCUAAUGGAAUAUAUUUUUAAGUUUACAAACUUCGGUAUCGUUUCACUCAUCCAUGGGGACUUCUUCAUUAAGCAGGGUAAAGCUCACCGUGACAAGCAGCUGAUCCUUCUUCGGCAGCACUUAGAAAAGUACUACAGGAGCCGGGGCCGAAAGUGGAUUGUAUUGUUUCCCGAAGGAGGUUUCCUGCGGAAGAGGCGAGAAACCAGCCAAUUAUUUGCAAAGAAGAACAACUUGCCAUUUCUAAAACACGUGACUCUGCCUCGACAGGGAGCUACUGAAGUGAUCUUGCAAACUCUGGGUGCACAGCAUGAAAAUGGAGCAAUUGGUGAUGCUAGUGGUCAAGUGGCCAAACACAAAGGUCUCCAGUGGGUCAUAGACAUUACCAUUGCCUAUCAUAAAGCAAAGCCAAUAGACAUUCAGACGUGGAUCAUUGGUUACAGAGAACCAACCAUCACACAUGUUCACUACAGGAUCUAUCCUAUUAAAGAUGUUCCUGUAGAGAGUGAGGCACUUACCAGCUGGCUCUAUCAACGAUUUGUAGAAAAAGAGGAACUCCUGGCACACUUUUAUGAAACAGGAGCAUUUCCACCUACCAAAGGUCAGACAGUGGCGACUUCCAGACCUAUGGUCCUUGACUCAUUCUGGCUCUUCCUAGUACAACUAAUGGGAUUUCUUUCUGGCUACAUGUGGUAUAAUGUUCUGUACUAUUUGUAUCACUGCCUGGGGCUCUAGGAAUUUUGAAAACUAAAACAUUGAAUUAGGAUAUGAACUCCAGUGUUUGUGUCAGUAUCCAUGCGUGAAUACCAAUAUUUCUUGAAUGAUGAUAAAGAAAAGAAGAAUGGAUUCAUUUCCUGUCAUGUUCAGUGAGAUUUUUAAACUCAAGUCUAAAACAUUUAGUUCACAUCAUGAAGUCUACAACUUGAUGUUAAGGGUUCUGACGAGUUUACGUGUUCAUUAAGCAUCCGCACUGUUUAAUUAUGCUGCAUAUCCUCAGAUGUCCUCUUUUGGAGGGAUACUGCUGAAGAGUAUUUCAAUCUAUUGCAGUAAACGUCACAUCUUUCACCAUUGCUUCAGAUGGCAAAAGUUGCCCAGAGAUGAAUCUCAAUGGAAGAAGCCCACAUCUACCUAUUACACUGAUGAGGAACCUGUCAGAGCUGCCACAAUUUUGUCUGGUGUUGGCAGAGGGAAGUGUUUGUUUCCCUAAGCAGUUAUUCAAUAUUUUGUUUUGUGAUUAAUUAAAAGGCCACUUUUAAAGCAUGGUCUAAAGCAUCUAAAAUUCUAGUGAGUGCAGUUCAUUAAUUGUCAAUAAUAUUUAUAUAGUUACUGGUAAAAUAGUUAUAAAAGCAGAAGUAAUGUUUCAUUCUAGUUCUAGUACAUACAAUGCAGUACAUCUGAGUAUGGUUUAGUUGAAAUGACCAAAUAUGGUGAUACAGCCAAUCAUGUAGUAUUUUGCACUUGGUAAGAAGUUGCUAGUUGUAGUUAGUAAAGAAUUACAGCUGUAACGUCACAGAAUAGCCAGGCUGUUGCAUAGCAUUAAAUAAAUGUUAUGAAAGACUUGACUUAAUGGACUAGAAACAGCAAAAAAAUAAGUUUACAAACUAGUUGAAAGUACAGGUCAUUUGAUUAACAUUUACUCUGUUCCUUUAUUGUACUCAGAUUCUGGCUGUAUCAUUUAUUGUACACCCUCUACUGUGUAUUCAACUUUUGUGGGUACAGUAUCACUGGAUUGUAUGAUAUGAUGCCAAUCAUUUUUAAUUGUGUCGAUCAAUCUGAGUCUGAAGUUUCAGCAGGCUAUUUAUGGCUGUUGAAUUUGUUAUUUGGAAGUUAUGACUUGAUUUUCAAAAGGUGAGACAAAAAAAGUGUUCAGAUUUGUCUAAUUUAAGUUCAGUGUUUUAAGUUUCAAUUAGUAGGCUUGUGACAUGACAUAUAGACAGAUGUUUUGCUGCCUGUCACUGGAUUCUGCCACCAGUGACAAGUUCCGUUGUUCCAGAGGCAAUUCAGAUCAGGAAAAUAAGCUCACUUUGGAAAAAGGGAAACGCAUGUGAAUAUACAUGUAUAUUUGAUGUCCGAAGGUAGACACACUGGAUUAGUUAGGACUCUGAGUAUGAUAGCAUGUGUGAUACAUUAAUGUACCCCAUGAGUUAAAAAUAUAAUUAUCUCUGACAUCACACUGGCAAAAGAAUUGUCAGUUGACAGUUUUUAAGAAUUACAGUCUAAAUUCAAGGAAAUGUUUAUGUUUAAGUCCCUCUUCUGCCUAUUUUUUUGUGGGGGAGGUAGGAGCUAUCUGUGUUCAUAUGCAUUUCUGGGAACACAUAUAGUGGGGUGUUGAACUGUGGCUUGUUCCUAUAUGUACUCUUUUUCAUGCCGUAUGUGCUACUGGACAAGUAUGAUACAGUUUGUGUUGAAGGCUGUGGAUAGCCCUCUCAACAUUUUACUGGGGAAUUAGACACCAUGGAGGCCACAUUUAAAAUAAAAUACCCUGUUUCAAUAAGCCAACAGUUUUAAACUGCUGAUUUGGUAACUGGUCAGCAGGAAAACUGUAAAUGAAUAUGAAUUAUUAAGCAAAAUAUUUAACUCAGAAUUUUGAACAAACUGCUUUAUUUUGAAACUAGAAGCUCAACAGGAUGGGAAACCGUUAUGCUAAUUAAGGAUGGUAUAGAAUAGUUUUAAAAAAAGAUAAAUUAUAGAAUAUGCACAGCAGAUGGUGAUAUGUUGACAUCUUUUCAAUGAAAUGCAUCAAAUGAUGUGAUUACUUUUUCCAAUAUUCCCUGUAUUUUCUGUAAGGAGGCAAUUUUUAACUUUAGUUGAGCACUGACGUAAACGUGUUGGAUCUUGGUUAUAUCUAAAUACAAAGAAAAACAGUAUUGAACUGAAUUGUGUGGUCAGUGUAUUGGCCUUGCUUGUAUACUUUAGUUUCACUGUUAAUUGUUGUUUCUUGGGCUAGUCUGAAUUUCUUUUAGUUCUAUCAGAUGCACAUUAUUGAUUGUAAGUGUGCAGUACGAACGCACAGAUACCAGAAAUAAAAUGUUGCUGAGAUCUACAGGUAUCUCUGUACUAUUAUCUUAUAAUUUUGAGAGCGUCAACACAUGACAGAAUAAGUUCAGUAAGUCUAACUUGCUAAAACUUCUUUAUAUUUGGCUAUUGUAUAUGUGAUGUGAGGUUCUAUCACAUUCUGCUAUUUUUAAGUUCUCAAAUAUCAAGUUUCCUGUUUUAACAAAUAGGAAAAAAAGUUUAUUUGUUUAUAUAUGCCUCUGUCUUCUCUCAGUUGGUGGAAUAGAUAGAUUUUAGUUUAGAAGCAAUAUGACCAUUUUUGCCAUUAUUUAAAAUUUACUGUGGAAAUCUUUAAUGGAAUUGCACCAGGUACAAUCUUAGCUGGGUGCUGUUCUCAGCAGUGAGACUGCAUUAAAAGACAAUGGUACAAUUAAAUAAGGAGAAAGCUGAGGGGUGCAGAAAACAUUGUGACAACUCACCUGCAUCAACUGUGAAUGACUUCUGUCUAGUUUUUGUAUGCCAAGUACUUGCACUCGCACAUCAGUCAUUCAGCACACUUCAUCCUAUGUAUUUGCAAUUGGUUAACAUAGACUAAUGACACCCAAAUUUAAGCAGAGUAGGCUCUAUCAGUCCUCAUCCCGAAUGGAAGCAAACCAAUAAAACAAAAACUGGAAGUGAAUCAGGCAGCAUCUCAGUGGAGAGAGAAAUGAAGGUACCAUUUUAGUUCAGUAACCUAUUGGAAUAAACUUGUAGUUUUCUAAAAUAAUCCUGAAACAAAAGUAAGCAGGCAGAACUUUUGGAGUAGUGGCUUAUCUUUGUCUUUCAUCUGCAGGGAUUGCUGGCCUGUGUAAAUUGGCAAUCAGCAGUGAUGUUUAGAUUGCUCUUCAUGCCUAGUUCCUAGGUGCCUUGAAAUGGGUCUUUAUACUAUCCCACCCUGCAACACUGGCGUGAGGAUGGCUGCCUCAAAAUCAGUUCAGGAAAGACAAUAAGACAAUCUGGAAGCAUGUGCAGGCAGCAAGUCUGUAAAAAAUGCAAACUUAUAAGAGCUAUUAAAUGAAUAAAACUGGCUGGUAGUAGUCCUUCAGAAAAGAAAAUUGAGAGCAGUUUAAGCUUUUUAUUCAUUUACCCAGAUGAAUAGUAAUCAUCAUCUUCUGAAUUUCACUGAGAAUUGGCCACCCUCCAAUUUACAGGUUUUUCUCAUGAGGCCUGGGUUUUAAUAGAAAUUGGGAGUGAGCAGCAGAAAGAUCUCAGGAGACAAAGAUACAUUUAACAAGAUGGGCAACUUAAUGUUUCCAUUUGUGGAAAGACUGCAAUGAAGAAAAUGUCUUGUAUCUGAUGUAGAGUUUGUCUAAUUUUGUAAAAGUGCUCUUUUCCAGUUUUUGACUUUGCAAAGCGACAUUGUUAUCCCAUCAGCAUAUUUGUACUCGAACAAUUGAGUUUUAUUUCCUUGGGGUUAGAGGGAUAGUGGGAUAGUAAUUGAAAUUUCCUUCCCCAACCCAGCACUGGCUGUCUGUGAAAUAUGCUAUUAAUGCUCGUAGUUGACGGUAUCUUGUGAGGUUUAGAGUUAUGAAAGUUAAUCUCUUGAAAGAUCCAAAACAUUGAUGGAUAAAUUUGAGUUGGGCUGUAUCCAGGCAUGCAGCAAUUCAACGGGGAACAUUCAAAGAGACAGAACGAAAUAUUUCUUGAGAGGGCUUGCCAAAUCUGGAUCUGUUUUCCAAGCAACUUAAUGGGUGAAUUUGUAAAAGAGUUAAUGCUACAAAUCUGAAGCAUAUGAAUUUAAAUACUACUCUUUAUUUUUUAAAAGUUCUGCACAGUUGACAGCUACGUUCUCAUUUUAUCCCUGCCAUGUUAUCAUUAAGUAUGCUGUUUACGAUUUUAAUCUCACAACAUGAAUUUGACAAUAGCCUUCGACCAGUUUAUUGUCAAUGUCAAAUUGCAAAAAUUCUUGAUAAUCUUUGUACUUAAUUGUGUUCACUGUUUUACAACUAUUGUGUAUUACAAUAUGCACAGAAAGGAUAUUAAUAAAAUAAUGCAUUAAAAAC